AUGCACGUCGUGUUGGCUGCACCGGUCGCUGUGCGACGAAACCAAGCACCAAGAGAGCCAUUGGCAUUUUCGCCAACGGCUGAUGUGCUUGCCGUUGCAAGUUGGGAUACAUUCGUACGGAUUUAUCGCAUUGACAAGACAAAUGCCCAGCCGGUGCAGCCACAUCAGCAAUACCAGCAUGAGGGCCCCGUGCUGGAUGUGUGCUUCAAUGCUGACGGUAGUAAAGUGAUAUCUGUCGGUGCUGAUAAAGUCGCUCGUUGUUUUGAUCUGAAUACGAAUCAGGCAGCAAUAGUUGCUCAACACAAUGAUACAAUUCGUUGUGUGCGCUGGCUUCGUGCAUUUGGUGGGGCUCUCGUGACAGGCAGUUGGGACAAGACAGUGAAAAUUUGGAAAAUUGAGCCACAGCCUACUCUUAUUACGUCAUUAGAUCUUCCGGAGCGCGUAUAUGCUAUGGACGUGAUUGGAUUGAUUGUCAUCGUCGCAAUGGCUGAACGAAAGAUUAUGGCGUUCCAAUGUAAUGAAGCUACGGGUACGGCGCAGCAAGUUGUUGAUCAGUUUAGCCCGCUAAAGUAUCAAACACGCUCCAUUGCCGCGCUACCUGAUGGUGAUGGGUUUGCUCUUGGAGGCACAGAAGGUCGCGUUGCUGUUCACUACUUCCAUGAUCCACCGGACCCGAAAGACGGUAAAGUUAAAAAGUUUGCUUUCCGUUGUCAUCGAAGGACCAAUGCCGACCAUCCUGAUGUUCCUCGGAAUGAAACUCAACUGUACCCUGUGAAUGCGAUUGCUUUCAAUGCACAAGGAACCUUUGCGACAGGGGGUGGUGAUGGCUCAAUUAGUUUCUGGUGUAAAGCGAGCCGCACAAGGUUGAAAACCUUUGAAACCAAGGGUGCAGCCAUGGCGCCUAAGGAAUUAUUUAAAACGAACCCUAACCGUUUGCCUGUCACCGCCAUUACGUUUAAUGCAGAUGCAUCCAUUUUUGCUUAUGCACUGGGCUACGACUGGCACAAGGGCUAUCAGGGCGCUACGAGCGAGACGCAUGUAUUUAUUCACCCAGUCAACCCUGAAGAUAUCAAGAAGCGGCCUCCUAAAAUAUGA
Molecule: messenger RNA, 1095 nt
Organism: Malassezia globosa CBS 7966
Lineage: Eukaryota; Fungi; Basidiomycota; Malasseziomycetes; Malasseziales; Malasseziaceae
Exons: 6
Coding region: 1-1095 (364 amino acids)
Biological process (GO): transcription-dependent tethering of RNA polymerase II gene DNA at nuclear periphery; RNA export from nucleus
Cellular component (GO): nuclear pore
Molecular function (GO): ubiquitin binding; RNA binding
Source: RefSeq, a predicted model, not a curated record